GUUCCUGUCCACACUACACACUCAUGUGGGGAAAAAAGGGAAAAAAAACUACUCACGCACGUGAUUCUACCUUGUGGCUAAUUAAAAACCAGCUUCUUCGCCAUAAAAACAAGCAGCGCAGUACCGACAGUUUUACCCAACAUGUGGUUUUUCGAACCGAUGCCACAAGCAGAAUUAAUCGUCACGGGGGUACCGUGGCCGUACAUUCCAUUUUACAACCAAUACCAUGAUGGCAAUGCUAUCUACAACUCUGAGUAUCCCUACUUGUCCACAAAUGUUGCUAAGAAGUUUAUGCUCUGCAGGUCCUUGUUUGAUUUAGUAAACUCUUCAUAUUGCCUGGAUCUAGAUGACAAGAGGUUGUUGACGUGGUACUGCAAUCUAUCAAAUGAGGAGAGGGAUAUAAUCCGGGAAGAGGGAGGUCUUUAUCAGUUUCUUCUGAGGCAUCCUGCUCUUGAUGUAGCUAAGAAGAUAAAAACAGUCCAUGUGAAGCCACAGAUAAGGAGAGCUGGGGUGGAAAUGUCUUCACAAUUGAACAAAUCCAGAAUGCCAACAUUUUAUGGAGUAUCUCAGUGUAAGAAGUGUGGAACAAGUUGUCCCUCAGGUUCUGAAACAUGCAGACCCUGUUUUGUUCCUCCACCAGUGGUCGAGGAGAGGAUGCAUUUACCAGGCCCAAAGAGGGAGCCUGCUGCAAUACAAUAUGUGCCAGGCAACAGGGGCUUUGGGGUCUGGGGUGGCAACAUCCAUAGUGCUCCUGGUGACCAAGUGUCUCAGGACAGCUUCCAGUCCGCUUUGGACAACAGCCAUGCCUCGCUUGCCUCUGCCGAUCCGAGAGGAAGCACAGGCUCCCAGGCGCAGCAUCUCUUCAAGGAGCGGCGAGAGGGACGGAGCAGCGCAGCCGUCAGCACAUCCAGAGACACGUCGGCGCAGGCCAGCUUCUCCCUGGACGUGGAGCUGGAGCGGCACAGGUCGCAGAUGGCCCAGGGCGCUUCCCCUCCAGCCUACCCCGUCCACCAAGCGGAGUUCUGGACGAGUUCUGUGACGGACAACAGGAGCUAUAUGGACCUUGCGCAGGAGCAGCCCCCGGAGUACUACAGCUUCAACAGCACCAGGUUUGACCAAACGUCAGCCGAGUGGAUGGCAAACGGCAGCCAGUCUGCCGAGCAGGCUAGUGUGGACUCGUUCGUGGCCGCAGGGGGCAGCACAGAGAAUAGCCGGACGACAUCCAGCGCUGGGUUGUUCCCUUCUGAAGUCUCAGUGUCCUGCCACAGCUGCCCCUCAGAGUGCUCCAGCCUGAACGCCACUGCCGACGAGAGCCUGCGGCUCGAGCCCAGAGACGAGUUUCAUAGCGUCAUGGAGGAGUCGGUCAACCCGGAGCCGUGGCUCAUCUGCUCAAGCCCUGGAGAGAAACCUCAUGUUUCCCCAUAUCAGAAACCACAUGUGGAUCUGCAUGUGAAGCUGGGCGUUGGAAAGGGCCAGCAAACCCCAAGGAAAGAGGAGCAGUCGGUGGCUGCGUCCUUCAUACCAGUCAGUCCAGAUAAGUCUGGAGUCAAGCUGCCAGUAUCAGCUGCACCCCGUCCUACCACUGUGACCCAGGCUGUAGAUGCCAGUGGCGACUUCCGAGCUUGUUUCACAUCUACGAAGGAGUGUGAAGCCGCCCCGAGCACCACGGACGCCUCCACUGAGAUGGACUCUCCCAUGUGCCUUGAACAAGACACCCAGACCAUACAGCCCUCCACUGCUGAGAAGAGUGUCAUCACAGAGGUCUACAUAGCAGAUCUCGACUACCUGACUAAGGAGUUUUUGAGGCUGAAGUCAGUGGAAGAGGAGCUGGAGCUGCUGAAGGCCAAUCAGCUGAAGCCCAACAGGAAAUGUGGGUGUGAGAGUGGACAGAGGUUGAAGCAUGCAGAGCUGAAGCUGCUGGCUCUGCAGUAUGCCAUGUGCCAGGAACACUGCUGGAGGAGAUACUACACCUCUGGACACGUGGAGGAGAGUAAGCUGCACUGCGCUGGUGAGGUCCCUGGGAGCUUAGCUGAAACUCUGCACGCCCUUGAUCAGGAUUAUAACCAGAUGAGGCGGCAGGUGCUGUCAGGGGCCGCUCUGGAUGAGUUAACCCCUCUCUCUGUGGACACCCACCGGCUCAACACAGAGGCACGGUACACUCCAGCACAGAAAAUGAAUGGAUGUCUAGAAGACGAGGUUCCGCUUGAAUCAACAGGUGCAUCACAAGUGCUUCAAAAAGAAACAGAUACAGAAAUGGGUUCACUUGGAGUGGAUAAAGCAGAAAGGCCAGGCAGAAAUAUAACAUCCAAAAAGGGUGCACUAGGCCAGCCUGGAGUGUCUCUCACACAGUCAGGUGGUGUUAAAAGUUCCAAGGUGGUUUCUGUGAAGACCCAUAAAUCAGACUCGUCCCAUGGAUCCUACAGACCUGGUGGUCCUAAGGAGCGCGGAAAUGUUGAGGCCUGGUAUGAUGCAGAAGAGGAUCUUGGGCCUGCUGGCCGAGGCCUGAAAGAGGAGCGGCUCAGAAAAGUGAUAGAAAGUGAGAGGAACGGGGAAAUGGGAGAUGAUAAUGAUGAUGAUGAUGGCAGGAAGAUGAGUUUUAGCUGCCUCCUGUCUAUUGCUGACCUCCCUGACGAUGUAACGGAGGACGAUCUGUUGCUUGUAUUUGAGAAAUAUCAUCCGAGGGAAGUUUGCUUCACAAUGUCAAGCAAAUCCAGGACUGCCAGCGUGACGGUGAGCUCUCCUGAAGAUGCCGAGGCGGCAGUGCAAGACCUCCGCGGCACAAUCGUCCACGGACAGUCCAUCCAGGUGAGGCGUGCCGGGACACUACCUGCUGCAGGCCCCGAGGGGGACCACGCCUUCAAGAAGCCCGACACCCCCAGACCAGCACCCUCAGGAGACGUGCCCAAGCUUGGCAGUGUGAAGAAGAGCCCUCCAUAUAACAUGUCACCCAAACCUCUUCGCUGCCGUAUAGAAAAGCUGGUGAACGUCAGCGACGUGCCCACAGCCACGGGCACCUACGUGCCACAGCAGCCCCCCGCCAACACCACCACCAUGGGCAGCUUCGACACGCUGAUGGCUCGGCUGUCGGAGCGCCACCCGGAGCUGGGCCGCCAGAAGAUCCUGGAGGCGCUGCUGGAGCUGCGGGCUCAACACCGCGGCUUCCUCAGCGGCCUGCCACUGCGCACCAUCGUGGAGAUGACCACCGAGCUUCUCACCACCCAGGCCUCGGGCUCAAAGUGAGAGGGCGAGGAGGGGAUUGCUCCAGAAGUGUAGAGCAGUUUGUUCUGAUAUCCAGAUUGGCACAUGACCAAUACGUGUUCAAUAAGUCAGCUGUUUUGGUUCAUAUGCUCAGCAGAGUAGUUUGUUGUUUUUGUAUCUUUAUCAAACCCACAGGGAUUUUUGGGAAUGCUGGCAUGAAACACUGUUCAUAUUAGAUAUGUCUGCAGUAUUCGGUUAGACCUGGAUAAUUGGGAAAUAAAUGUUUAAGUUCAGUUUG
Messenger RNA from Clupea harengus (Atlantic herring), 3496 nucleotides. It is a transcript of the gene rbm44, whose product is annotated as RNA binding motif protein 44. The record is from RefSeq and is a predicted model, not a curated record. Gene Ontology annotation, molecular function: RNA binding. Lineage: Eukaryota; Metazoa; Chordata; Actinopteri; Clupeiformes; Clupeidae.